This is a messenger RNA of Zonotrichia albicollis (white-throated sparrow), 2199 nucleotides long. The record is from RefSeq and is a predicted model, not a curated record. Lineage: Eukaryota; Metazoa; Chordata; Aves; Passeriformes; Passerellidae.
GAAGAAGAAACUCUGUCCUUUAUCAAAGAAAGCCUUGAGAAGAGUGACCAGCUCACCAAGAACAUGGUUUCAAUCCUCUCCUCCUUUGAGAGCCGUUUGAUGAAGCUGGAGAACUCCAUCAUCCCUGUCCACAAGCAGACAGAGAACCUGCAGCGUCUGCAGGAGAACGUGGAGAAGACCCUGUCCUGCUUGGAUCAUGUCAUCAGUUACUACCACGUGGCCAAGGACACAGAGAAGAUCAUCAAGGAAGGCCCCACGGGGAGGUUGGAGGAAUACUUGAAUUGCAUGGACAAAAUCCAGAAGGCAGUGGAGUACUUCCAGGACAACAACCCUGACAGCCCGGAGCUGAACCGUGUGAAAUCCCUCUUUGAGCGGGGCAAGGAAUCCCUGGAGUCGGAGUUCCGCAGCUUGAUGACCCGACACACCAAGCCAGUGCCACCCAUCCUGAUCCUGGACCUGAUCAGUGGGGAUGAAGAGAUGGAUACACAGGAGGAGAUGUCCCUGGAGCACCUCCCGGAGAGCGUCCUGCACGACAUCGUCCGCAUCUCGGGCUGGCUGGUGGAGAACGGCAGGAACCAAGAUUUCAUGACAGUUUACUUCCAGAUCCGCUCUGUGCAGCUCGACCGCUCCAUCAAGGGGCUGAAGGACCAUUUCCGUAAGAACAGCUCCUCCUCAGGGGUGCCCUAUUCCCCUGCCAUUCAGAACAAAAGGAAGGACACCCCCACCAAAAAGCCCAUCAAGAGACCAGUCCUCAUCCCAGGCACGAUCCGUAAGGCUCAGAACCUUCUGAAACAGUACUCUCAGCAUGGUCUAGAUGGGAAAAAGGGGGCCUCUAACCUCAUUCCUAUGGAAGGGAGGGACGACGUCUUCGACAUCGAGAUCGACGCGUACAUCCACUGCGUCAGUGCCUUCGUCAAACUGGCCCAGAGCGAAUACCAGCUCCUGACAGAAAUUGUCCCAGAGCACCACCAGAAGAAGACCUUUGAUUCUCUCAUCCAGGAGUCAUUGGAUAAUUUGAUCAUGGAGGGUGAUAACAUUGUCUCAGCUGCCCGGAAAGCCAUCAUCAGACAUGACUACUCAGCUGUGCUCACAAUCUUCCCCAUCCUGAAGCAUCUCAAGCAGAUGAAGCCAGAAUUUGACCAGGUUUUGCAGGGAACUGCUGCAGGCACUAAGAACAAACUGCCAGGGCUGAUCACUUCCAUGGAGACCACUGGUGCAAAGGCACUGGAAGAGUUUGCAGACAACAUUAAGAAUGAUCCAGACAAGGAGUACAACAUGCCAAAAGAUGGAACAGUUCAUGAACUCACCAGCAAUGCCAUCCUUUUCCUACAGCAAUUACUGGAUUUCCAGGAGACAGCAGGUGCCAUGCUGGCAUCACAAGUUCUUGGGGACACAUACAAUAUUCCUUUAGAUCCCAGAGAGACCAGCUCCUCAGCCAGCAGCUACAGCUCAGAGUUCAGCAGGAGGCUGCUGAGCACCUACAUCUGCAAAGUUCUGGGCAACCUGCAGCUUAACCUGCUUAGCAAAUCCAAGGUUUAUGAAGACCCAGCUUUGAGUGCCAUUUUUCUGCAUAACAACUACAACUACAUUCUGAAAUCUCUGGAGAAGUCUGAGCUGAUCCAGCUGGUGGCUGUGACACAGAAAACAGCUGAGAGGUCCUACAGGGAGCUCAUUGAGCAGCAGAUCCAGACCUACCAGCGCAGCUGGUUGAAGGUGACAGAAUACAUCUCUGAGAGAAACCUGCCUGUCUUUCAACCAGGAGUGAAGCUCAAGGACAAGGAGAGGCAGAUGAUAAAGGAGCGCUUCAAGGGUUUUAAUGAUGGGCUGGAGGAGCUGUGUAAGAUCCAGAAGGCCUGGGCCAUCCCAGACAUGGAGCAGCGGGACAAAAUCCGCCGGGCACAGAAAACCAUUGUGAAAGAGACCUAUGGUGCCUUUUUGAGCAGAUUUGGCAACGUGCCCUUCACCAAGAACCCUGAGAAAUACAUCAAAUACCAGGUUGACCAGGUGGGGGAGAUGAUUGAGAAGCUGUUUGACACGUCAGCAUAAAUUUCCAGCUGUUGUGAACUCUCCAGCUGCCAAGUACAAGCCAGUGCUCUCUCAGCAACCCUUGGGACUCCCUUCCCUUCUCCCCUGCCCCAUUGUGGUGGGCAGGGUGUUAUACUUGUAUUUAUCAGAUUUAUAAACCUGUGGAAACACUAA